UCCCUCUGUGUUUUUAAUAAUGCCCCAACCUUUUUGAUUUGAGUUUGAUAGACUAUUUGAUGGGAAGGAGAAACAAGUUGUUAAAAAUCAUUUGAUAAUAUUUAUACACAUGAGCUUAUCCUUCUCCAUGGUGAGAGUAUGUUGUCAGAACAUGUCACAAAUGGUGAUGAUGUCAUAAACUCCUACAGCAGGCUGAGCCGUCUCAAAUACAGGAGUUUCCUUGGUAGAAGAAACAUUUGAACAAAGCCCUGGACAUGAAUCUUUUUAUUUAUGUCCUGCUUUUGGUUAUUUGGACAAAUAGUUGUUUAGAUACGAACCAAAGUUAUGGAUCUCCUACCACAGGACCCAAACACGUCGAAUCAAUGGACACCAAACUGGACAGCUUCAGGAGACGUCUACUGGUUAUCACAAUUGGUAUUAUGAUUAUAGCUUUCGUAUUCACCUGUUUUUGUUUCAUCCAUUACAACUGUCUGAGCGACGACGCGCCCAAGGCAGAAACGCUCAAGAAAGGUGUGCCAGCCAAGUCGUCCACACCACCAUCCAAAAUGUCAUUCAGCGAAUCCAAGACAUCCAGCCCAUGCAGUCUAGAAAACCAAUCCCUGCCGUCUGCUACAGACAAGUUAUCUAGUGUCUCAUGUCCGGAAAAGUCCUCCAUAUCAUCCAGCGCACAAAAGUCCGUCGGGCCCUCGAGUCUAGAAAAGCUGUGUGUGUCCUCUAGUACACAAAAGUUCAACAAGCCGUCAAGUCAAAGGAAGAAAAGGCCACCGUGCUCAGUAAAAAAAUUCAAGUCAUCGCACCUGGAGAAGCCAUAUCGAACACGCAAUCUGGGAAAGCCAUAUAAGCCAGCUCAUGCCCAUAAGCUAGUUGGUCAGGCCACUUCAUCCUACCGAAAUAAGGCAGCGAGGCCACCCCGGCCGGCCGGUCUGCAAUACGCAGUCAGGCCAACCAAGCCACUUUGUCCACCCCACCCGCAAAGUCGCAUCUCGACACCCAAGCGAUCCAGUGUGCAGAAACCAACCAAGUCCCCUAGACAUCAUAAACUCAAAGGGUCAGUUUGUGCCCGUAGCGCAGACAUGUUAUCGAGGCCUCAGUUAAUCAAGGCUUGCCGGCACUAUAAGGAAAGAUGUCUCGUCUGUCAAAGUUCUGAGCCUUUGAUCAGUAAUAUUUCUGAGGCACAGAAUAGAAAUGCUCAAAACCCACUUUGUCCAAGUGAAGCGAAGCCUUGCGCCCAGUCCUUUCUCAAGGCAGAUUACAGAGACCACGUAUUCCGUGGCAACGUGAGCUACAGUGAUACUACGACAUAUGACAGUAAUGACAGUGAUAGGGAGGUAACCAUUAUUUGCAACAUGAAACACGAGGCCACCCCUGAACGCAUCCAAGAUAAGGACUCGCUUGUCCUGCGCCCUCUCGCCGACCUCUCCCUCCGCCUGGACUCUGCCCACUGGGCUCCUUCCGUCCCUUCCUCUGAAACCUUCCCACAUUUCAAGGUCCAGUUCAAUCUCCAAGGCCUUCGGGAAAGCUUCCCCAGCCCCCUUUCAGAUGCAUUAGCUCUUGGCGCCUGA
Molecule: messenger RNA, 1562 nt
Organism: Acinonyx jubatus (cheetah)
Lineage: Eukaryota; Metazoa; Chordata; Mammalia; Carnivora; Felidae
Gene: CXHXorf66
Product: chromosome X CXorf66 homolog
Exons: 4
Coding region: 255-1562 (435 amino acids)
Source: RefSeq, a predicted model, not a curated record